Molecule: messenger RNA, 1779 nt
Organism: Mandrillus leucophaeus (drill)
Lineage: Eukaryota; Metazoa; Chordata; Mammalia; Primates; Cercopithecidae
Gene: UBAC1
Product: UBA domain containing 1
Exons: 13
Coding region: 1-1350 (449 amino acids)
Molecular function (GO): protein binding
Source: RefSeq, a predicted model, not a curated record
AUGGGGGCCUCCUACGUCUGGAAGCACUUUCCUCUGGACACCUGCAUGGUGAGCUCCUCGCUUCCUGCUGUCAUGGUUCGUGGCACCUGCUCUCCCGGAGGGAAGUGGAGCCACAUCACCACACUGUCCCCACCAGGAAUGCCCAAGGGGUCUGUUCCCUGGUGGGGGCCAGGAAACACGGAGCAUUCCGGUCCCCAUCCCACCACCAAGUCCAGCCUCAAGCUGCCAGGGCUUCGAGGUAGGGAGAGAAGCAGGAGCGCUGGUGCAGCCUGUGCUCAUGGGAGCUUAGAAGAUCCCAAAAGUAUAACCCAUCAUAAAUUAAUCCACGCUGCCUCAGAGAGGGUGCUGAGUGAUGCCAGGACCAUCCUGGAAGAGAACAUCCAGGACCAAGACGUCCUAUUAUUGAUAAAAAAGCGUUCUCCAUCACCACUUCCCAAGAUGGCUGAGGUCUCAGCAGAAGAAAAGAAAAAACAAGACCAGAAAGCUCCAGAUAAAGAGGCCAUACUCCGGGCCACCGCCAACCUGCCCUCCUACAACAUGGACCGGGCCGCGGUCCAGACCAACAUGAGAGAUUUCCAGACAGAACUCCGGAAGAUCCUGGUGUCUCUCAUCGAGGUGGCGCAGAAGCUGUUAGCACUGAACCCAGAUGCGGUGGAACUGUUUAAGAAGGCGAAUGCGAUGCUGGACGAGGACGAGGAUGAGCGCGUGGACGAGGCCGCCCUGCGGCAGCUCACGGAGAUGGGCUUUCCGGAGAACAGAGCCACCAAGGCCCUCCAGCUGAACCACAUGUCGGUGCCUCAGGCCAUGGAGUGGCUAAUUGAACACGCAGAAGAUCCGACCAUAGACACGCCUCUUCCGGGCCAGGCUCCCCCAGGGGCUGAGGGGGCCACUGCAGCCGCCCCUGAGGCUGCCGCAGGAGCCAGCACCACCGACGAGGAGGCCAGAGAUGAGCUCACGGAAAUCUUCAAGAAGAUCCGGAGGAAAAGGGAGUUUCGGGCUGAUGCUCGGGCCGUCAUUUCCCUGAUGGAGAUGGGAUUCGACGAGAAGGAGGUGAUAGACGCCCUCAGAGUGAACAACAACCAACAGAAUGCUGCGUGCGAGUGGCUGCUGGGGGACCGGAAGCCCUCUCCAGAGGAGCUGGACAAGGGCAUCGACCCCGACAGUCCUCUCUUUCAGGCCAUCCUGGAUAACCCGGUGGUGCAGCUGGGCCUCACCAACCCAAAAACAUUGCUAGCAUUUGAAGACAUGCUAGAGAACCCGCUGAACAGCACCCAGUGGAUGAAUGAUCCAGAAACGGGUCCCGUCAUGCUGCAGAUCUCUAGAAUCUUCCAGACACUAAAUCGCACGUAGGUGGCGCCGUCCCACUUGGCUGUCCGGCCACAGCAGCCCCCUGGCGCGGCCGGAGACUGGGCAGAGCGGACCUCACCUGAAACUCACCUUCGGCAUCUCGGCCCUGGACUGUUAGAGGCGCCGCGGCUGCUCCCGCUCUCUGAUCUUAUUGCUUAUAAACUUCGGUGACGGUCGUGUGUAAAGCCGUAUUUUUAGCAUCUGCCAGGUGUUUACAAAAAAGUGGUUGUCGUGCUGGGAAGUGGAGUGAUGGCCUCCUCUCCAGUGCUCCUCUGGGCUCUUGAGUUGCUGCUUGAAUUGCCCCGUAGACGUUUGCUUGAAGAGUCCACGUGUUAUUUGACGGAGGUAGGUUUCAACCCAGAGUGUUAACGUCAAGCAUGCUACUUUAGUCACUCACAGAUGACUUUUCUUUAAUAAAAUCCCUUUUCCUAU